GGAAGGGACGCGUGCGAUGGGAUGGCGCCGCUGGCUGCCGUGACCGGCGCACUCUGCCCGAAAAGAAGAAAUAACUACUAACAGCAGCAAUAUAGCAGAUUGUCUCUCCUCCAGUCUAGUUAUGCAGUGACAAUGGAGACUUCUGAUGAAGAAAACUUUGGUGUAGCCAUCUCCUCCUCUUCUGAUGCAGAGUUUGAUGCAGUUGUUGGGUAUCUGGAGGAUAUCAUAAUGGAUGAUGAUUUCCAGUUAAUACAGAGGACUUUUAUGGAGAAGCACUACCAGGAGUUUGAUGACUCGGAAGAAAACAAGCUCAUCUAUACUUCUAUUUUUAAUGAAUAUAUCUCUUUAGUAGAGAAAUACAUUGAAGAAAAGUUGCUUGAUCGGAUUCCUGGUUUUAAUAUGACUGCUUUCACAAUGUCAUUGCAACAGCACAAAGAUGAAAUGGCAGGUGAUAUAUUUGAUAUGCUUCUCACAUUUACUGACUUCCUGGCUUUCAAAGAAAUGUUCUUGGAUUACAGAGCUGAAAAAGAAGGUCGAAGUCCGGAUUUAAGCAGUGGGUUAGUGGUGACUUCAUUAAACAAAUCGUCAAUAUCCUCCUCCUAGAACAGUUUACGCACUACUUUCCUUCUCCAGAUGAGUGCUGCUGCUUUCAUUUGGACAUUAAAACACUGAAGGUCAUGGGAAUCAAGGUGCUUUUACACGAUGAAAACUCAUUCACCCUCCAGACUAUGUACCUUCAGAGGCCUGAUCCUAAAAACAUCUGUGUGUGAAUUCUGGUUGGUAUUCAGUGACCACAGAAGAAGACAAUUUCACCUCUACCAGAGUAAUUGUUUUUAAUAAAUACAUAGUACUUGUACACCAGCCUAACCGUUGCACGUGCUGAGAAGCCCAGCACACCGAGAGGACAAUAAAUAGGCCUGUGCACGUGUUGUUUGGGUUGGCAUCUUCACCGUCUCCCCAAAACGUAGAACUUUUCAGAAUCAAGACGACAGUGUAAAAAGAGUAUGUCCCUCCAGCUCUUGGAAGGAUAGGUGUGAACCUCUGAGUUCCUCCCCGUCAAUGUUUUGUUGUUCUGGGUUUUUUUUAAAUACUUUAAUACGAUCUUAAGUGCUACAGCUUUCUGAUGGAAGAAUAUGUUUUAAUAUGUAGAUGUUCUAGCAUAAGACUGUCUCUCAGCUCUGACAGUUGAUAUGUUAGUGCGGAAAUCUGUCUGCUCUCUGGCUUUUGUAAGUCUCAUCCUUAAUGUGCUAAGUUCUCCCAUUCACUUUUGUUCAGGCCCCAGCUAUUCUACAUUGGGAAAAAUAACCGUGAUAAACCGAAAGCUGGCCUAUGGAUGCAAUUUCUGACUUUCUUUUCAGCGGUGGCACAGCUGCAUUAGUUCUAGUAAUAUAAGCUUGACGGUAGGUUGGGCACAGACAUGUUUACCACCGUGUCAUUUACUGCUCUAAAUAGCAUGUUGCUUAAAAGGCGUGGUUUUGCUAUUAAACUGUUAGCAACAUUAGUGCAGCAAUGCAUUUUUCAGCAUCCGUUGAAAACUAGGUGAGUGGCUUGCUGGUGGAACUGUAGCCAUAAGCCUGUCACAAAGCCCCAGGCGCGUCUCUGUUGGCGGUUGGGAUUAAACUGCAUUUGGAGUUACAGGGACCCUCUGUUCUUAUGCUGUUCAGACACAUUACUCUGCCGCUUAAUGACAUGCUCAGGCGACGCGAGUAUGUCUUUAAAAGCCUAAGAGUAGAUCGAAACACAGGAUGGUGAGCAGAGCCCUCCGCUCUGUCCCACAGCAGGUUGAUGCAGCAGGGCAGAUGCCCUUCAAAACAGCGGUUGAGAACCUAGCCUAGACAGAGCAAAACUAUGGCUGGGCUGUGACAAAUUUUUGUCUGUGGAUGAGAAAUGUCUUACAAGAACAAACGAGAUGAAAUCCUGUUCCUGUUGAUGUCUGACAGCGAUUUCAGCAGUACUAGGACUUUGUUCUUCAGCUGAAAUAGUUUUUUUGAAUACCAGUCAAGAGUUCUAGCCAUGCAGGCAAAAAUAAGCCAUACUUACACUACAAAAUACGAUAACAUUAAACAGGUUUGUGGACAGACCAUACUGGCUUUUUAAAGGUGGGCUAGCAAUGCUAAGUGUAGCGUCCUAGUAUUUUGACUCUGUGUCUACUGAAUUUAUGAGUGCUGCAAUAAUUAAUCUCAUGAAGUUUCUAGUAUGUUGUGUUCAUGGCUCUGCAGUUUUUUGUCUGGAAUUAUUCUGGUAUGUUGAAAUCCCCCUCAGAAGUGCAUACACCCAGAUACACACACGCUUCCUUUAAAAAAAAAAAACAAAACAACCCCAAAAAAACCCAAACAACCCUCAAAAACCCCAAACAAGCUAUUCCUUCAGAAUUUUUUUUUAAUCUCCUUCCAUAAAUUUAUGCUUGUCAGAUUUGAAUGAUAAAAGCCAGAAGCUGAAGCAAAAUUGCAAGAAAUGUC
Molecule: messenger RNA, 2459 nt
Organism: Gymnogyps californianus (California condor)
Lineage: Eukaryota; Metazoa; Chordata; Aves; Accipitriformes; Cathartidae
Gene: ARL2BP
Product: ADP ribosylation factor like GTPase 2 binding protein
Exons: 7
Coding region: 133-603 (156 amino acids)
Biological process (GO): maintenance of protein location in nucleus; positive regulation of tyrosine phosphorylation of STAT protein
Cellular component (GO): mitochondrial intermembrane space
Source: RefSeq, a predicted model, not a curated record